AUGGACUCAUCACACAGACCACAACAACAAUCAUCACAACCCCCGCCGGAGCCGACUGCGCUGCAGCCUCUGCAUACUCAUCUCCCGCAGUCGACAUCGUUGCCGCUUCGUACCGCCAGCAGUACGCCCGUAUCCUCCCCCGGCCUCUUCAGCCCGUCUGCCUCGCGACCCAACCUCACCAACCUUCCCUACACUUCCGUCUCCGAAUGUAAUACGCCGGCGCCAAUUGGAAGCAGCCCGUUUCUUCACCCGUUGCAGACUCAUCGAGUUAGAGAAACCCACAAAGCCCUGAUCGACUCGGAUAACAUCACUGGCCGCAAGUCAAUCAACCAGUAUGAGGUCAUUGAGGAGAUUGGUCGUGGAAUGCACGGCAAGGUUAAGCUUGCCCGGAAUCUCGAAACCUCCGAUAAUGUCGCCAUCAAAAUUAUUCCUCGAUUCUCAAAGAAACGACGACUGGGUAGAGUGACGGCCCUGUCGCCACAGGACAAGACCAAAAAGGAGAUUGCCAUUCUCAAGAAAAUCCGUCACCCCAACGUCGUCGCCUUGCUCGAAGUCAUCGACGACCCCGAACUCAAGAAGAUCUACAUGGUACUCGAGCAUGUUGAACUCGGUGAGAUCGUCUGGCGAAAGAAGGGUUUACCGCAUAUCUGCCAGUAUGAGAGACGCAGGGUCGAACGAGAAAUGGGCGGCCCUGCGCCCUCCCCCGAGGAGGAGCAAUACAAUCAACUUCUCGAACGCCGACAAGCCAUCAAGGAAUUAAAGCGGGCCAAGAUGGCCAGGACUUUCGCCGGUCCCUCUGAUUACUGGAGCGUUGAGCAUGGUGCAGCCGACGAGGGCAGCAGCGUAGGGCACUGGUCUCGCAUUUCGUCCCACGAAGACUUCGCCCUCACUGACGGGCCCUCAUCGACCUCGGGAUCGCGACGCUCAUCCGUGGCCCCCUCGAGGUCAAUGUCAAUUGCGUCAACCGGGUUGAUGCCUUCUGAACUAGCCGAGGACAUUUCGUGGGUGGACGACAUGGAGACACCCGGCCCUCUUCGCUCAGCUCCGGGUUCUACUACGGCUCUCGACGGCACUAUGCACGGAGCGCACACCGAGGAUGGUCCUCGAAGGGAAUUCCGAGAGCGAUCUCCCAGUAUGGCCGAUUCCAUCAUUUCUCACAUGUCUUCUGUUGACUAUAAUCCCUACGCACACGAUCCCUUUGCCGAAGACUAUUCCUUUGUCCCCUGCUUCACGUUUGAUCAAGCUCGGUCUACAUUCCGUGAUACAGUUUUGGGCUUGGAGUACCUCCACUACCAGGGCGUCGUUCAUCGAGACAUCAAACCAGCCAACCUCCUUUGGACCAAGGAUCACCGUGUCAAGAUUUCCGACUUUGGUGUUUCCUACUUUGGGCGGCCCAUUCGCGACGGUGAACCCGACGAUACCGUGUCCGAGUCGGAAGCUAAGGACUUUGACGACGACCUGGAACUGGCCAAGACUGUCGGCACUCCUGCCUUCUUCGCCCCUGAGCUCUGCUAUACGGAUGUUGACAGUAAACAUCAGCCCAAAGUCUCGGAGCAAAUCGAUGUCUGGUCACUUGGUGUGACGUUGUACUGUCUCAUCUUCGCUCGUAUUCCGUUCCUGGCCGAGGAUGAAUUCCAAAUGUUCCGAAAGAUUGCAACUGAAGACGUACACAUCCCCCGUCGCCGCUUAAAGCCUGUUGAUCCUUCCACUUCUCCGGCAGAGCACUCUCUUUAUAAAAGACAGAAUGCACAUCCAUACCGGGAUGACAAUGAUCUAGAGUAUGAGGACGUGGACAAUCUACUGUACGACCUCCUUCGCCAGAUGCUGACCAAGAAUCCGGAGAAGCGAAUUCGUCUCCGGGAUAUCAAGCGACACCCUUGGGUUGUCCAUGGCAUCAGCAACGUCGUGGGUUGGCUCGAUGACACUGAUCCAGCACGUCCAUCACAGGGCAGGAAGAUCCAAGUCGACGAGAAAGAAAUGUCUCACGCUGUCGUUCCUCUCACCUUUUUGGAACGAGCCCGAUCAGUCGUGAAGAAGGCGGUGGGCAGGGUCAUACAUCCGCUUGUGGAACGCAGCGACAGCAAGUCACGAAGACGAGCCACCAGCAGCGUAGCAAGCUCUGCUGGCGACAGCAUACUUAAACAUGGGGGUGCUAGCCUACAUCCCGGCUUUGAACGGCGACCAAGCCUUCGUGGCGAGGACUACUUUGGCAGCGUUGCCAAAGACGUGCUUGCAGGAUCCAGCCAGCCGACCACCACAUCUCCCUCGACUGCUACUGUUCAGACCGAUGGUGCGUAUGACCCCCUUGCCACGGUUUUGCGGCCAGUCGAAGGUGCCAAGGAUCACCGCCACCAUCAGCUAUGGACCGUUCCCGGAAACAACGAUGCCAGCAACGGCGCUUCUGACUUCUCCUCGUCAACCGCGUGCUCUCGACGAUUUCAGCGCCAUGCUGGCCACCGCAAAAUGGCGCCACAGUUUCUGCAGCUUGCCCCAGCUCUUCCUGAAACGCAGUCCACCCCAGUCACGCCCCAUGUAGAUGUGCAUCCACAGCUCCCGCGGGAUGGCAGUCGGAGGUCCCGUGCUCUUGAAUCCCAAAGCGAAGACAGCUCCCGAUCUGCGUCGGCUGAGCGGGGCGUCUUCAUGAGUACAGAUAAGCAUACCAACGGGUCUUGUUCUGUUUCGACCGCCACAGCAGCUGGAACCAUGCAUCGCCAUCCCGGUCCCAUUAGAUCUCUAGACUUGGGAAGAGGCACUAGAGGGGGAUACAACACCCCUUCCCCGUUGUCUUCGUCACCGCAAGCAAGCUCUGCUACGUACCAACACGGCCAGCCUCGCUCCGAUUCAAACCUCCAAAACCGAUUAGGAUUUGGCGCCAAUGCUCAGCAAACUGCUGCAGCACAAGGCCACGGGGCCAAGGCCUCACCUUCCCUGAUUGAGCAGAGCAGCAUUAUAUCUUUGAGCCCUGAAACAAUCCAAGCUGUCGAGCCUCUCUGCGAGUCUCAAGUAUUGUCUCCCCAGAAAGUCGAGCCCACCAAUGUCCCUUAUCCGCCAUCACCAGGUCCGCAAGGUUGGACGCAGCACCCGACAGCGCCGUCGAGAGAUGACACCAUGACCACGACCAAGUCAUCUAGCCUGGAAUCAAUGGAUGGCAUGGGAACGCCUCUCACAAGUCCAAGCGAGACGACUAGCCCUAUGCAUACGGAUCCCCCCAAGACCGCCUCUGGACGAUUUCUAGUGUUUCAGUCGGAUCCGUCACUCCCCGCUCUGCUAAGUGGUGCCAGUUCCGUCUCUGCCGACAUGGAAGCUGAACUCUCGGCUAGGUCUGGCACUGGUGGACAGACGUCUCGAUAUGAAGGAUCCUCCGAAGCGAUCACGCCACCUGCACUUGUCAAGGAACCAGCUAGUGGAUUUCCCAUGACUCCAAUGUUUGAGCAUAGCCAGAGCUUGGGUGGCGACUCCACGCUACACCUGCAGCUUGAUCAUGACGGAACACACACUCCUGACGACAUGGACUCUCGGACGCCUCGUGUCGACGAGGACGACGAUAGUGAUGACGGAAUUUUCCUCAUGGCAAAGUCCAAGAAGAAGGCAUCGCCAACCAGUGCGUCACACUCCCCUCGGCCGUUUGAGGCUAAAAGACGCGACACUGGCGCGAGCACGGCUAGCGACGAGACAGCCAAGAAGGUGUCCGUCUAUGGCGAAGAUUCCAUGCGUCUUCGAGACUCAUGA
This is a messenger RNA of Metarhizium acridum CQMa 102, 3729 nucleotides long. RefSeq lists its product as uncharacterized. The record is from RefSeq and is a predicted model, not a curated record. Gene Ontology annotation, biological process: protein phosphorylation; intracellular signal transduction. Gene Ontology annotation, cellular component: cytoplasm. Gene Ontology annotation, molecular function: ATP binding; protein serine/threonine kinase activity. NCBI's taxonomy places the organism in Eukaryota, Fungi, Ascomycota, Sordariomycetes, Hypocreales, Clavicipitaceae.